AUGGAUCAGCCGAAUGUGCCGAACAUGCCGAAAUGCCGGCCAUCGCGGGCGUGUGAGGUGUGUCACGAAAAGAAGAUUCGUUGCGAUCUUGUUGGAGAGCACCCUUGUACGCAUUGCCGCACUAAUGGCGUUACCUGCCGACCUCAUCAGCGCCAGCGCAAGCGCAAGCGAUCAAUUCCACCUCCCAGCGCACCAAGAGUAGCCAGGGGAGCCUCAGCUUCCAGAUAUGAUGCAGGUGAUCUGCAUGGUGGGCAGAUCUCACAUUUGACCAAUCACCAAAAUGAUUUGCCCUCAACAUCCCAAAUGCAAGGGGCCGAGGGACCCUCCAAUCUGGCGCCUGCUCCAGAAGUUGAGCCUGAAAGUUCAGCUAACUCACCUGUGCCUGAGGGCCAGGAUGGGCUCGAGAAAGAAACCCCAGGUAGUCAGGGCUAUCUUGGACGGUCAGAGUACCUUGGCUUAGCUGCACCGCAACCGAAUGAAAUUUCAAGCGUACAAGACACCGGAAGCUGUGUCCGGCUUACGGAGGAAGAGAGAGCUGUUCUCGACAUCUACCGGGCGUUUGAGUUGCCUCCACUCGCUGUGCAACGUUCGCUCAUCGACAGUUUUGAGAUGUACUGUGCGCCUUGGAUGCCAAUAUUGGAGACCAGGCACCUCCAAAAUCCAAGCUCACUAUCUAUACUCCUCUUGCAAAGUGUGUUCGUUGCUGGAAGCCGGGUAGCAGCAGCAGCUCAUAUAUCUGCUUCUUCGGAAACGUACUAUCGACGCGCCAAAGCCUUAUUUUUUAGCAACUACGAGCCGAAUCCUGUUAUCAAAAUCGCUGCGGCCUGUUUGCUGAACUGGUGGAACCCACUUGGGCCCGACAAGGUAUCCCUAGAUGGGAGCGGGUUUUGGCUACGAGUUGCUGUAAGCCUUGCUUACCAGAUUGGCCUACACAAGGAGUCCACAAAUGGGAAAAAUCCUAGUUAUCGACGCAGACUUUGGUGGACACUGGUGGCCCGCGAUUCUCAGAUGUCGGCCGCGCAUGGUCGCCCGCGAGCGAUCAGUCUGGCUGAUUCGGACGUUGCUUUGCCAUCCCCCCACGACUUUGUCAAUGUCCAUCAUGAUGGAGCGCUGUUUUCAGCUUAUGUGAAUAUCUCGUUGAUCCUCGGAGAUGUGACUGAGACUUAUCUCCGCCACCAAAUCACGGUUCCGAAGCAACGGAACUUCCGACACGCACUAUAUUGUUGGGUCAACGAAUUGCCGAGCAAUCUGCGCCUUUUCAGUCAAUCACACAAUGGGCAGUUAAACCCUUAUAAUCUGCGCACGCGCUCUCUACACGUCCCGUAUUUUGUCAUCUUGACAUUCCUCUAUCGAUCUGCAUCACCCCCAGACGUUCCCAUCACUAUCGCCGCUGUUGCAUCCUCCUUUCUCGCUGGUAUAUUUGAAGAGUUUCUCGCCCGUGAUGAGUUUCGCUUUCAAGCUCCCGUCUUCAAAUUCUACGCUUUUGCAGCGGGCAUGGCACAAGCACAUGCGCGAGCCUUUCUAUCUACUCCCUCGGAAACUCUUACCGAGGAGAGCGAGAUUGUCAAUACGUCACUAAUCGCGCUCGCUGUGCGUUGGUCUUCGGCCAAUGAUAACCUCCGAAUUCUUCAAAACGCCAACAAGAAGAUGACGGUGCAUCAGCAGAAGCCGAGUCUUUCCCCGCUAUCCAGUUCCCACGAAGCCCAUUCGCUUUUCAGUGCCUUGGGCCCUGAUCUGUGCCGUCUAUGGCACUUAAUUCAGCCAAAUUCCAGUUCUAGCAACACCCAAAUUGCCAUGAAGGCGGAUAUGCAAUGGGCAUCAAGUGGGGCAGGUGCCGUUUCGCAAGCACUUUGUCGAGUUUCAGGAGACCUGCCACCUAGCGUCUCUAGUCCUGGACUACAGCUAGGUCAAGGCAUUUCCUCAUCUGAUAUUUAUGGCUCCAUAUCUCUGAUAGAGCAGGCAGGUGCAAUUGGUACGACGGAGGAUGAAAAUUCGUUAUGGAGUUUGCCUAUAAUCGAGUCCAGUGGUAGCUGGCUGUUAGGACAGAUGCCGGGUGUCCUGUUCGAUGAGCCAUUGUAG
Messenger RNA from Penicillium bovifimosum, 2079 nucleotides. RefSeq names its product Zn(II)2Cys6 transcription factor. Gene Ontology annotation, biological process: DNA-templated transcription; regulation of DNA-templated transcription. The transcript has 4 exons. Lineage: Eukaryota; Fungi; Ascomycota; Eurotiomycetes; Eurotiales; Aspergillaceae. Bases 1 to 2079 code for a protein of 692 amino acids. Gene Ontology annotation, molecular function: DNA binding; DNA-binding transcription factor activity, RNA polymerase II-specific; zinc ion binding. The record is from RefSeq and is a predicted model, not a curated record.